This is a messenger RNA of Funneliformis geosporum, 124 nucleotides long. The record is from the annotation of a GenBank genome assembly. NCBI's taxonomy places the organism in Eukaryota, Fungi, Glomeromycota, Glomeromycetes, Glomerales, Glomeraceae.
AGCAAAAGAGGCUCCUUGCUGAUGAAUUACUUGAAGUUCAUCAAAUUUCACAAGAACUUCAUAAAGAAUUAGAAGAUAGGGAUAAUAUAAUUUUACUUCUAAGAGAUCAUGAAGAAGAAUUAUU